Messenger RNA from Arachis stenosperma, 446 nucleotides. RefSeq names its product protein SMALL AUXIN UP-REGULATED RNA 51-like. The record is from RefSeq and is a predicted model, not a curated record. Gene Ontology annotation, biological process: response to auxin. The coding region runs from base 128 to 445 and encodes 105 amino acids. NCBI's taxonomy places the organism in Eukaryota, Viridiplantae, Streptophyta, Magnoliopsida, Fabales, Fabaceae. The transcript has 2 exons.
CAGGGCACGAAGUUAGGUAGCCAUGGAUCACUUGCUGUGUUGUAUAUGUAUAGAGAACUUGCAUGCCGCAGGCACCACGUUCCCUUUGAUUUUUCACAGUUCACAACAAACUUGACAUCAAUCCACAAUGGCUAUGAGAAAAUCAAGUGGCAGGCUUGCUUCUCAAACAACAAUGAUCAAGCAAAUGGUGAAGAGAUGCUCCAGUUUAGGAAGGAAACAACAGCAGCAAGGUGAAGACGUUCCAAAGGGUCACUUUGUUGUUUAUGUUGGUGGAGUUGGAGAGAAGAGAAGCAGGUACAUUCUUCCCAUCUCCUUCCUCAGCACACCACAGUUUCAGAUCCUCCUUCAUCAGGCAGAAGAAGAGUUUGGAUUUGAUCAUCAAAUGGGUCUCACCAUUCCUUGUCAACAACAUGUUUUUGAGUCUCUUACUUCCAUGCUCAGAUGAA